AUGGCAAUGGUACCGCAUUCUGAGCUGAAGGGCAACAUCCUUGCAUGCAGCUACCCCUGUCAAUGCACCCUGUCGCUUGGCACAGGCACGCGGAGAACCCCGAAGAGCCCCAGCAAACGAAAGCAAACCAAACAUCGCAACCCCAUUCCAUCCGGCAUCCCUUCAGCCCUACGGCACCGCACCACCCUCCAAUCACCCCACACCGCGGCCCCACACCGCGUCACAACCAGCACACUGGCUUCCCCACCCGACUCCCCGGGCCCCAGCACCCCCUUGCUCGAGGAGCCCUCCGCACCAGACGCAAUGUCGCGCGCCGCCCAAACACAGCGCAUCCUCCACCGCACCGACUGUUACCUUCUCCCUUUCCUCUCGCUCCUCUUUCUCCUCAACUCCCUCGACCGCUCCAACAUCGGCAACGCCGAGACCGCGGGGUUCACGCGCCAUGCGGGUUUGCAGCCCGGCGACCUGAAUGAUUCUGUCGCGCUCUUCUUCAUGCUCUUCGUCAUCUUCCAGCCGGUCGGCGCGGCGCUCGGGAAGCGGGUCGGCGCGGCAAGAUGGGUCGGCGGCGUUAUGAUCGGGUGGGCAUUCCUAACAGCGCUCACAGCGUUCGUAAGGACCCGCGCGCAACUGCUGACGCUGCGAAUGAUGAUUGGUACGCUUGAGGCGGGAUUUUAUCCGACGACAGUGUUCUACUUGGGGCUGUUCUAUACGCGGUAUGAGUUUGCGCAGCGGCUGGGUAUGUUUUUUGGGCAGUAUGCCGUUGCGGGCGCGUUUGGAGGACUGGUCAGUUGGGCCGUAUUCAAGAUUUUUCCUAGCGGCGAGGAAGAGGCGAUGCGCAACGGAAACAAUGGUGGUGGCCUGUAUGCGUACCAGGUUAUGUUUCUCCUCGAAGGAUUUCUGACACUCGUGGUCGCGAUUACGACCUUUUGGUGGUUGCCGCUCGGGCCUAGGAGCGCGUGGUGGCUACAGCAGAGCGAUCGCGAGUGGGCGGAGAAGAGGGUACUUUUGGACCGUGCGGGGGCGGACCAAGAUGGUGAGCACCGCAGGGGACUGGCUGGAGGUGAAGAGGAGGAGGGCGAAGAGCUGCUGAGAGACGGCGAGGAGGAAGAGGUGGAUGUAAUUGUUGCGAAGAGUACGGUUGGUGGUGAGGGGGCGCUGACGAGGAAGGAUGUGGAGGAGGCAUUCCGUGAUUGGAAGAUCUGGUGGAUUCUGGCUUUGAACAUUGCGAGCUCUGUGCCGGGAGCGGCGUUUUCGGUGUUUUUGCCGCUGGUGAUAAAGGGUAUGGGUCACCCACCCCUCACCGCCAAUCUCCUCACAAUCCCGCCCUUCCUCUGUGGCGCCUUCACCCUCUGGGGUAUAACCUAUCUCUCCGACCGCUCCCACCAACGUAUAAAAUACAUCCUCAUCGGCCUUGCCAUUAACCUUGUCGGGCUCCUCCUCGUCGUCCUUCUCCCAGCGGACGCGCUCGCUUCACGCUACCUCUCCCUGUGCAUCCUUCUCGCCGGCUCCUACAUUGCGAGCCCUCUAACCGUCGCGUGGCUCAGCGGUAACAUUUCCGAACCCGGCAAACGUGCCGUCAUCCUAGGUAUCAAUGGCUGGGGCAACCUAGCGGGCGUGGUGUCGUCGAAACUGUAUGCGCCGGAGUAUGGCCCGUCAUAUCAUUUUUCGUUUGUGGUGACGUUGGCACUGGUGAUGGGAGCGUGGGUGGGGUAUUGGGGAUUUAGGAGGGCACUGGUAAGGGAGAAUGAGUGGCGGGAGAGGAGGGUGAAGGAGUGGACGGAGGAGGAGAUUGCGGCGGAGAUGAGAGGAGACCGGGGAAGGAGGGGGGAUGAGAGAUGGGGGGUGCAGUAUGGGUUGUAG
This is a messenger RNA of Morchella importuna, 1860 nucleotides long. RefSeq lists its product as uncharacterized. Gene Ontology annotation, molecular function: transmembrane transporter activity. Lineage: Eukaryota; Fungi; Ascomycota; Pezizomycetes; Pezizales; Morchellaceae. The transcript has 7 exons. Gene Ontology annotation, biological process: transmembrane transport. The coding region runs from base 1 to 1860 and encodes 619 amino acids. Gene Ontology annotation, cellular component: membrane. The record is from RefSeq and is a predicted model, not a curated record.